Pararge aegeria (speckled wood butterfly) is the source of this 2601-nucleotide messenger RNA. It is a transcript of the gene Ir21a, whose product is annotated as ionotropic receptor 21a. The coding region runs from base 1 to 2601 and encodes 866 amino acids. The record is from RefSeq and is a predicted model, not a curated record. Gene Ontology annotation, molecular function: ligand-gated monoatomic ion channel activity. Gene Ontology annotation, cellular component: membrane. NCBI's taxonomy places the organism in Eukaryota, Metazoa, Arthropoda, Insecta, Lepidoptera, Nymphalidae. The transcript has 10 exons.
AUGCCCCCAAUUUACCAAAGGCGCACGCACCUAGUACAGGGCGCGCCGUUCAGCCCAAAGACCUAUUUCAAACGAGCAAUACUUAAAUGUCCCCGCAUUUAUCACCCAGAAGUCCUCAUCGAGAGCAUAGGCGGUGGUUAUGCACGAGCAACCACCGACUGUCCUGCAAAGAAUCAGUUGAGAGUCAGUGACGACCUCUCCCAACCACUACGCCACCUUACCUUCUGCAACAUUACAUCCUCGCAGAAGUAUGAAGAACGCAUUCAAAAAUCUUUCCAAAUGAAUAAUCCUAAUAAUUUACAUAAACUACUGACGAAAAGGCUAGCUGAUCCGAUUUUCCAUGGACAUCCAAAAACUAGGGAAGAAGUAUGGCAUGAUAAUUUUCUGAAUCAAAGUAAAGUUUUUGAUCAAAACCCUUCACUUAUAAAAUUGAUUCAUAACAUAACCUUAACACAUCUAAAUGAUUGUACGCCGGUAAUACUAUAUGAUAAUCAAAUAAAAUCGCAUGAAAGCCAACUAUUUCAAGACUUAUUCAAAAGUUUUCCAGUUACUUUUGUGCAUGGGUAUAUAGAUGAGAAAGAUAAAUUAGAAGAACCGAAAUUAUUACAGGCAAGACAAGAAUGCCUUCAUUUCAUAUUAUUUCUUACCGAUGUGCAGAAAAGUGCCAAGAUUUUAGGCAAACAAUCCGAAAGUAAAGUUAUUGUGGUUGCAAGAUCAUCCCAAUGGGCAGUGCAAGAAUUUCUAUCAGGGCCUAUAUCGAGAUAUUUUAUCAAUCUACUUGUUAUCGGGCAAAGUUUUAAAGACGAUGAUAAUUUGGAAACUCCGUACAUUCUAUAUACGCAUGUUUUAUAUAUUGAUGGACUGGGCGCUAGUAAACCGCAAGUACUAUGUUCUUGGAAUCACGGAAGAUAUUCAAGAAAUGUGGACUUGUUUCCUACCAAAAUGAACAAAGGUUAUGCUGGUCAUAGGUUCAUCAUUGCUGCUGCUAACCAACCGCCUUUUAUAUUUAGAAGAAUACAAACUGAUUCUGAUGGGGGCAAUCCUCGAGUGGUCUGGGAUGGAAUAGAAGUCAGAAUUCUCAAUUUGCUAGCAGAAAGAAAUAACUUUACCGUAGAAAUAGUGGAACCUCACGCCGUUUCUAGAGAAAUAAUACUGGGUAGAGCCGACAUAGGCGUAGCAGGUUUAUAUGUAACUAGCGAAAGGAUUCGAGAUAUGGACAUGAGUUUCCCACACUAUCAAGACUGUGCAGUGUUCAUUACAUUAACGUCUACAGCUCUUCCUCGAUACCGAGCAAUCCUAGGUCCGUUCCACUGGCACGUCUGGGUAACUCUGACGUUCACCUAUUUGUUCGGUAUUUUCCCAUUAGCUUUCUCAGAUAAGCAUACAUUACGUCACUUAUUGCAAGACAAGGGGGAAGUGGAGAAUAUGUUUUGGUACGUCUUUGGAACGUUUACAAAUUGCUUUACGUUCGUUGGCAAGAAUUCCUGGAGCAAAACCACCAAGAUUACUACGAGACUUUUGAUCGGUUGGUAUUGGCUAUUUACAAUUAUAAUAACAAGUUGUUACACCGGCUCGAUAAUAGCAUUUGUGACUUUGCCAAUAUUUCCUGACACCGUGGACUCUAUAAAGCAACUUCUAUCGGGGUUUUAUCGCGUUGGUACAUUAGAUCGAGGUGGUUGGGAGAGAUGGUUUUUCAACUCUUCCGAUCCUCUGACAAAUAAGCUUUUAAAGAAAAUUGAAUUUGUACCAAACGUCGGAGCAGGUAUCAGAAAUACUACAAAGGCAUUUUUUUGGCCGUAUGCCUUCCUUGGAUCAAAAGCAGAACUUGAAUAUAUCGUGCAAGCUAAUUUUACGAAAGUUGAAUCAAAACGUUCAGUUCUUCACGUGUCCAACGAAUGUUUUGUGUUCUUUGGAGUAAGCCUGAGUUUUCCUAACAAAUCACUGUAUAGUGCAAAAUUAAGUAAUGAUAUAAGCAGAAUGUCACAAAGUGGAAUUAUUGAUAAACUGAUAGAUGAGGUACGUUGGGAAAUGCAGAGGUCAAGUUCCGGAAGACUGCUAUCGGUGGGGCGAGAAUCAUCACAAUUAGGAUCUUUGGAAGAGAAAGGUCUAACUCUAGAAGACACGCAAGGGAUGUUUCUGCUACUAGGCGCCGGCCUUCUUAUCGCAGCAACAGCUCUUUUAUCAGAAUGGAUGGGUGGUUUUUCAAGAAGAUGUUGCAUGCUGCGUAAAAAACUUACAACAAACAGGAACUCAAAUCAAUCUCUUAUUCACAUUACAAAAACAUCUGUACAGUCUAAAAUUAAUGAUAGUAUGGAUAGUAUAUUACAUUUCGACGCAAGAUCUCCAAGCAUGGAAUCCAUAGACACACUCGAUGGUCAAAUAAUCAAUGUUUCUCAAGAUAAUAUAACAAUACACAAUGACGGAGAUGAAAAGGCAGAUUCUAGGCGAUCAAGUUCAGUCGACUUGGAUAAGCAAGUAAAGGAUAUAUUUGAAAGAGACGAAUUCAGAAGAAGAGUGGUGCUGGAAGAAAUUGUGUCCAUGCAAGAUAAGAGAGAGGACACUGCAUCGAAAGGUGUAUUUGGAGAUCGCGUUAUUGAGUAG